This is a messenger RNA of Eruca vesicaria subsp. sativa (arugula), 279 nucleotides long. The record is from the annotation of a GenBank genome assembly. NCBI's taxonomy places the organism in Eukaryota, Viridiplantae, Streptophyta, Magnoliopsida, Brassicales, Brassicaceae.
AUGCUUCCUACAACUUGUGCCCAAGUCAACCCAUCGUCAAAAGUUGAAGGAAAGACAGUAAAGGCUCAGAUCUGGGACACUGCAGGACAAGAGCGGUACAGAGCCAUCACAAGCGCUUAUUACAGAGGUGCAGUAGGUGCAUUUCUUGUCUAUGACAUCACCAAAAGAUACUCUUUUGACAAUGCCUUAAGGUGGCUACGCGAACUAAGAGACCAUGCAGAUUCCAACAUUGUGAUCAUGAUGGCUGGUAACAAAUCUGAUCGAAACCACUUCUCUUAA